This is a messenger RNA of Gigantopelta aegis, 6446 nucleotides long. RefSeq names its product phosphatidylinositol-glycan-specific phospholipase D-like. The record is from RefSeq and is a predicted model, not a curated record. Gene Ontology annotation, cellular component: extracellular matrix; extracellular region. Bases 56 to 2644 code for a protein of 862 amino acids. Gene Ontology annotation, molecular function: GPI anchor phospholipase D activity. NCBI's taxonomy places the organism in Eukaryota, Metazoa, Mollusca, Gastropoda, Neomphalida, Peltospiridae. The transcript has 25 exons.
UCUUGUGACAGAUCGAAGUUUAUUUAUAAAUAUUUUUUUAACCUACAUUUUAAAUAUGUUUCAAUUUAAUACUAUUUUAAGUGUUAUAUGUUUUGCUUCUUGUGUCACUAUAAAUGUCAGCGCAUGUGGAGCGAUCACUCAUAUUGAAAUAAGUCACAGAGCCCUUGAGCAUUUCAAAAAUGUAUCUACUGUAUAUGAUUAUCAAAAGCUAGCCUGGAAGCAUCAGGAUGCAUUCCAAGCAGGAUCAUCGUAUCCAGACUCUUACUAUGACAGUAUUUGUGCCAAAGGUAUUUAUCACAGUGUAUCAGAAGAUACACACUGGUCUCCAUAUAUUAAUGCCACAAUCAAUCACAUCCAAAAAUAUUACCCGCUACCCUGGGAUAAAGCUACAGAAAAGCUGGUGGUCUUCAUGCUUGGCGUCGUGUCACACCAGGUGGCAGACAUCUUGUGGCACAACCUCGGUAUUCAGCAGGGAUUUCUCCAAACAAUGGCCAAUAUCAACUUCCAUGGUGCAUUUGCGAAAGCUCAUACUGUAGGGGACUUUGGAGGUGAUGUUUUGAAUUUAUUCAACCUCAACAUGAGUUUUGUGGGUGAAAUAUCUGAAUGGUAUAUUCCGGUGGAUGAUCUUUACAAGAUAUAUUUGGAGAUGUAUGGUUCAGAGAAGAUACCGGUCAGUAUCAUCAAAGAAUGUACUACAAUCAUGUUCCUUGAAAGACUGGGAGAGAUGGUUGCUCUGUCAAAGCUGUCUUCUUUCAUCUCGGACUUGAGUCCAUUUCUUCUGGAUCAGUUGGAUGACUUCUUUGUGGGUGGAGUAGAUGACAUGGCUGCAUGGACUCAGAUCAUCUGGAAGGAUUUCAUACACAUGCUUGAACAUGGUCAAAAAGGUUGCAAUCUUCCCCACAACCCUUUAUUCAUCAACUGCACAUCUGGAAAUAAGAUCAGACCGAGAAAUAGCUUCAAGAAUGCCAGAGAACAGGGCAUUUUUCAAAAGUUUUUCUUAAAUGGCCUUUCCACUGGGGAUGUUAUUGUCAAAAGAGCCUACAGAGGUAUUGUCAUCAAAGCAAGUCCUGCAAUUAUGAAACAGUUUAGAGACCGACAAAAAUAUAAGAAGGGAGAACAAUGGCAGAAAUUGGUUAAGAGCAAAGAAGAACUGUCAUUCCAGAAACAACUCAAAGGAAAUCAGAUGGAACCUACUGGCAUUUACACAGUUAAAGAGAAAUAUGCGAAACUUGGAUGGUCAUAUGCUGUUGGUGACCUGAAUCAUGACGGAAUGGAUGACCUUGCUAUUGGAGCUCCAGGGUAUGGUAGUGACACAAGUCCACAGGAUGGCAGAGUUUAUAUCUUACAUGCUACAGAAUAUGGUCUACCGAAAGGCAAUAUAGAUCUCAAUAAAUUUGCAACAGUUCUUUAUGGGCCAUACAAGGCUCAGUCCAGGUUUGGCUCUUCCAUCGCCAUUAUCGACAUUAAUCAAGAUGGUUACAAUGAUAUUGCUGUAGGCUGCCCCAAUUAUAACUCUAAAACAAUACCACUCAAAUAUCAUGGAGCAGUGAUGGUGUAUUACGGACAUCCGGAAGCCAAAUACAGAUUUUCUUCCAUCAACAUGACCAUUCACUGCAAAGAUCAGUACUGCAAUGCUGGCUGGUCACUGGAAUCAGGGGAUGUCAACCAAGAUGGCCGGCCAGAUCUGAUACUUGCUUCUCCAUUUGCACCUGCAGGUGGCACUCAACGUGGAUUUGUAGGAAGCGUCUACUCCAGUACAAAAUAUCAAAUUCCUAGUGUCAUACUUUCAGUUUCUCAACUGGACUGGAUUGAUAGAGGCAUGCAGAACUUUAGCUGGCUUGGUCACCAUAUCAAGUUUGCUGAACAUCCAAAUGGCAAGAAAGUUCUGUUUGCUAGUCAACCAACAUUCAGAAAAUGUGCAAGUCCUGGAUGUGUUAUAAGUCCCAAUGACACGCAGAGUGUUGGUCAGUUUUCUAUGUACCUUCUGCCUGUGGGAGGAACUGUGACCACCAUCAAAUCAGCUGGCAGUCAUCGGUUUCAACAGUUUGGAUACAGCUUUGAUAUGGGCAGACCAUACACUGACGGGUCAGCCAUCUUGGCAGUUGGAUCUGUGGGGGAAGAUGUAAAGGGGCAUGUUUUAGACGUUCCUGUUACUUUUACUGAUGCUGGAAAGAUACAUCUGUAUAACAUCACUAACUUUGGUGCCAUGCCUUAUAAGAAAGUAGCUACCUUUGAUAGUGAUAGGCGCCACAGUCGGUUUGGUACUCACGUCAAAUUUUCUGACCUGAAUGGUGAUAGAUAUGACGACUUAAUUAUUACAGUUCCAAUGAGAACUAGUGAUGCCUCGGAGGAACUCGAAGGAGCUGAAGAAGGAAGAGUGUAUGUGUUUUUUGGAGGCCCCAACUUUCCUAUUGGCCAGGAAGCAAACACAGACUGUGGUCUAUUUUCACCCAUAGAACCAUGUCCAGGCCUGAAGGCUUCUCUUGAACUGGCAUUAAAUGAGGAGAAAGCUCGGCUUGGUUCCAAUAUAGCAGUUCUCAAAGCCAAAAAAAGUAUGAAUCUGAUUGUUUCUGCUAUUCAUAGUUCCAAGGGUGAUCGGCUAUCGGGUGCAGUAGCAGUUUACAGUUUUCCAAGAAAGAACUAGAAACAAAGCAAAACAAAAUUAUACAUUUGUGUGGUAUGUCAUAAAAAUUACUUGUUUAUGAAUACCUCAUUCAACAAUGCAUACCUACGAAGCCCAAAAUUAUUGUUACGGUCUAAAACAAAAAUUUUACUAAUUCUGGGGUAUUUUGUUUAAAGUUGAAAGUAAUAACUUUAGAUGAUGUUGUUUUGAGAUUUUAUAUUUUUAGCAUGAUUAAAGACACCAUGCAGUAUGUUUUGGGGUUUUCAAAAUAAUCAGUUAUGGACAUUUAAACAAACAUUACAUCUUUCAAGAAGAGUAAUAAAUAAACUGCAUGUUCCACAUUCAUUUGAUUUUUUUUUUAACAUGGUAUCUGACCUCACUUUUGUUUCACUGAAUAGUAUAAAAUUGUAGUAAAAUUUGACUUGUUGUAGAACAUGAAAUUGUGAUUGGUGCAUAUAUUGUACAUGUGUGUAGGUUGGCAAAAUAUUUAGCAAAUCAAAUGAGAAGCCAGCCCUACCUACCAGCAUUUUACUUAUUUAAGCUACCAGUACUUCAAUCAACAAUGCUUUACAUGAGAUUAUUUAUUUAUAAUAUAUUGUAAAAGAACUGGUUUUUAAUUUUGAUAUUUAGUAUUUGUUUAUGAAGAUUUUAUUAAAUUUCCUUUACUUUAAUUACAAUUUAACGUAUUCCCAUUAGUACAGCCAUAGCAAUGCAAAUUUGUUUAUUUUUUUAUGAACAUAAAAAUUAUUUUAUCAGGGAACAUAAUAUCUGAUGAUGUCACUUUAUAGUGGUACUUUGUUUUAUUGAGUGUUAUUGUUUGUGAACAAAAAAAUAAUUCUAAAUAAAAUAUGAACUUUUAUUGUUAUUAUUGCUUUAAAUUUAAUUAUGAGGAUUGUCUGUUAUUUCCUUUACAUUCAUCGAGGUACGGGAAAAACUAAAUCUUAUGUGUGAACAGCUUCGCCAAUUCAUACAGUUUGUGGAUGAUUUUUUUUUUUCAUACCACGAUGAACAUAAAAGAAAUAACAGGCAAUCUUUAAAUGAAUAAUAUUUUAAAAAUAAUAUGUUAACAAUUUAGGUUUUCUUACUCCGUAAUCAGCUAUUUUUAAAAAAAAAUUGAAAUUCUCUCCGAUUUAACACAUAGUAUCUAGGUAAAUUUUGGAAGUGUUGUUGUAAUAGAGAAAAACUGUCCUGCUAAUAUUAAUUUAUAUGCAGUGCAUUAUAUUUGAAGCAAACCCAGAUUUAUAUAUUUUUUAUAAUUGUUACCUCACCAUUAACAUUCCUUGUUGUACAAGAUAAAUACUCAAGAUGUCAAGAAGUACCAGUGUAUUGUUGUUGGUUUGUUUUAAGAGAUUCUGUGAUAACUGCCUAAUGUUACUUUUGGCAGCAGAUUUGUUUUUCAUUCAGAUGUAUAUAAUAGGUUUCAUACUUUAGAUAUAGUACCAGUGAACAUUUAGUUUCAUUCAGAUGAAUAUAAUGUGGUUCAUUAUGUAAAUAUACCGGUGCACAUUUACAAUAGAAUGUCUUUCGUUUUAGUUUUCUCAUAAAUGAUUUUUUUUUUUUAAAGUAUAUUUUUUUAGUCCCUAUAUUGACAAAUCCAAAUCGAAGUUUAAAGAGCUGAAUAUAUUUUUUGUUAAAAGUUAAUUUUAAAGUUAACAUUUAAUGAGCCUAUUUGUUAGGCUAAAAUGCACUAAAUUUAUCUAGGCCUACACAUUUUGGACAAAAUUGAAGAGUGUUUGUUAUUGUUGUUGUUUAUGUAGUAGUGAUGGUAUAAAGUGUUCCUGCUGGCAGUGGCUAGUGGGAAUUUCCCUAUUAGCUCAGUUGGUAGAGCACUGGACUCUCACACUAAGAGUCUGUGGUUCUAAUCCCCUCAGUGGAGAUUGAUUUUUCUGUUACAUUUAAACCCUGUUUUAACUGUUCGUCUGUUAAAAAUGACAUCUAAAUCAAACUGUGAAGAUUUUGUUUUGUAAUGCAAAAACCUGAAAGAAGUAUGAACUACAUAAUUAUGUGAAUUCCAUUUAGAUUGUCUAGACCAGGCCUGGUGCUUAUAAAGCAUUUAAGAGUCGACUCGAGACUAAUAGAGCCUGAGAUAUGAACGUCAUGGCAACACCAUACUAAUUGUAUGUGUGUGACAUCAUUAAAGAUUGAGUCUGGACUCUAAAAAAUUUAUAAGCAGUGCCUAGAUGGAACAACAUUACAAUAACAGAUUACUUGUAUUUUAAGAUGUUUUAUGAUUGAAUGUUUUUCUUCUUAAUGCGGUUUAUUCUAAUAAAACACAAGUCUGUGAUCAAAUAGUAAAACCUAUCUAUUCUGGCCUGUUUAGAUCUGGCAUAAGUGGUUGUCGUUGUCCUAGUCAAUUGGUUUUCAUAUACAGGUUCAAAAAUUAUCACUCAAAAUUUAUGAUUUUAACAUUAUAUUACAUCUAUAAUGUUAAUACCAUGGGAAAACGUAAUAAUGAUAUAAAAAAAACACCCAACAAAUUCACAUCUACAUCCAAUUUAUUACAUAAAAUAAGAACGUUAUACAACAUUAUAAAUAAUAUUAUGAAUGUUUCACAACACAGUUAAAACAAUGGAGCACUAUUCUAUCAACAUUUACUCUUCAUUUCCUAUACAUGUAGCUGCCGAUUACCCGUAUUGGAACACCAGUAUAGCUUUUUGUCGACUGCUGCCGAUUACCUGUAUUGGAACACCAGUAUGGCAUUUUGUCAAAUAUUGCUUUCAGUAGUGAGAAGAUUAAAGGAUUGCUGACUUGUCGAAAUUAAUUGGGAACAAUUCACUGAACAAAGAAAAACAUCUAAUGUAUUUAUUUAAUAAACAAUUUAUACUUCAAACAUAAACUACUCUACAACAAAGUUCAAAAUGGUUGACACGAGACUAAACAAUACUAUAAAAGUGUUUGUGGCUGCCAAUAUGAAACUUGAAAACCUUCUACAGUCAGAAUCUUUCACCAUAAUUGUUAUGGCCAUCUUUCCAGGGAACAUUUUGUUCUCAAGAUUUUGAUCAGCAAUGUUUCUUGUGAGCUAAAAAUCAAUUAGCAACUACUGUUUAAUGGUUUAAAACUGUGUAGAGAUCUCUAAAACUUGCAUAGCAAAUCGUGACAGAUACUGAACAAAAUGUUCCCUGCUUUCUGAUGCUGUUUGUGGCUGCAAUAAUCAGGUUCAUUGUCGCCUUUUGGAUCUAAGUUAUACACAGUUUUUACUGUGUAUAUAAUAUAUACAAUAUAUAAUAAAAUGUGCAUUGUUAAUCUAAAAGUGGACAUCACAGACCGUACAUUGGCUGCUUUAUACACAGGUUGCUGCAAGGGCAGGUUCAAAUGUAAUACAUGUAAUAACUGAAUUAUAAUAGGUUCAACUGUAAAUGUAAUACAUGUAAUAACUAAAUAAUAAUUAUCAUUGAAUCAUUUUAGUAAGAUCACUGGCAAUGUGUUUGAACCAUACUAAUUGAUAAUAUUGAGCAAUGUUAAAAACAAUGUUUUUUUAAUCUUGUUUUAUAUAUUUUUGAAUAUUUAAAAAGGUAACAUAUUAUAUUAUUUUUUUUACAGCUAAGCUACCAUUAUUUAUUGGGUUGGUACUUAUUUUUGUAAAGCUACUCCAGUCUUCUUGGUAAAGUAAACCAUGGUUUUCAGUGGAUUUGCUGAAGUUUUAACUGAACCAUCAUAGUUUGACCAGCCUUAAAACAAUAUUACCUUUUCUCUAGUGAUGUUGGGUUGCAAUACAAAUUCUUGCUUACAAGACAUUUAUUGUUUUGUGAAUAAUUACAUUUAUUUUGAAUAUAUAUUUUUUUUAUCAAUAUUUAAAUAAAGAAUCACUUGUUUUGUUGAUCAA